AACUAAUAAACAGGACAAUACUAAGAAGGUACGUACCCUCAAAAUUGGGAGUAAAAUGGACAAUAAAAAAUAAAUCCAAAGUUUGGAAUAUGUGCCUUAGCUUCAAUUAUGAAUAAUGUAAGCCUACGCAAGCAAAUGAAUCGGUCACAUUUAGAAGGUAAGAGAGAUUCAGGCUACCCAUCUGCUUCUGCCACUUCUCUCUGUAUAUAUAAAUACCUCUGUUUCUGCCCAGUUUCAAUACCUAUUUUUUCUAAAAUAAAAAAGAUACAACUAGUACUACAUUGUGCUUUAUCCUUUCUGGGUUUUUUGAGAUAAGAAUCAAGCUCAUCUGGGUUAAUCUUGGAGAAGGAGAGAGAGAAAAAAAUGUUGGAAGGAAAAGCUUUGAUUGAAGAUACUGAUAUGCCUUUGAAGAUGCAGAUCCAAGCUAUGGCUUCUGCUUCUCAUGCUCUUGAUCUUUUUGAUGUUUGUGACUGCAAAUCCAUUGCUGCUCACAUGAAAAAGGAUUUUGACAAGAAAUAUGGAGGAGGGUGGCAAUGUGUGGUGGGAUCAAACUUUGGUUGUUUCUUCACACAUUCAAAGGGAAGCUUCAUAUACUUCACACUCGAGACACUCAAAUUCCUCAUCUUCAAAGGUGCUGUCUCUUCUUGACAUCAGGAAGAAAGCAAUAGAAAAAGUGCACCAGGAAAAUUUUAAAAAAAAGGAAAAAAAAGGGGGGAAAGUGCAAUUAAGUAAAUUAAACCUUUUGUUUGAUGUCAUUAUCUUUCUAGGGUUUGUAAUUGUCAUCCCACUUUCAAGCCUUGAGAGCAGAUGCAAGGUUAUUUUUGGUGUUUUCCUUGCUGUGAUUAAGACAAUUUCACACAACCCCAGAUUUUGUAUAUUAUUUGUAGUUUUAUUAGUAGUAUUUUCCUGAUUUGAUGCUUUA
Messenger RNA from Spinacia oleracea (spinach), 922 nucleotides. Its product is annotated as dynein light chain 1, cytoplasmic. The transcript has 2 exons. Gene Ontology annotation, cellular component: cytoplasmic dynein complex. The coding region runs from base 364 to 648 and encodes 94 amino acids. NCBI's taxonomy places the organism in Eukaryota, Viridiplantae, Streptophyta, Magnoliopsida, Caryophyllales, Amaranthaceae. Gene Ontology annotation, biological process: microtubule-based process. The record is from RefSeq and is a predicted model, not a curated record. Gene Ontology annotation, molecular function: dynein intermediate chain binding.